ACCAAUACAACCUUUAUUCCCUCCCUUCUAGCCCUACACACAGACACAUUGUUUCCACACCCAUGGGUGCUACUGCACAUAGGAAAUGAUUACACAACUUCUAUUGAAAGAAGUCUGAACCAGAGCACCAAAUGUUUAACUCUCUCUCUCUCCGUCCCUUCCUCCUUCUCUCCUCCAGGGUUGAAGGGAGGAGGCCCCUCAGCAGGAGGGGGUGUUCCUGGGGGCCCUAAUUUCAGCUACUCCUUCCAGGGCGACCCCCACGCCAUCUUCGCUGAGUUUUUCGGGGGCCGGAGCCCCUUCGACCAGUUCUUCCCCCGAAACGGCGGGGGCCCAGACGGGGACAACAUGGACACUGACGAUCUCUUCGCCCGUUUCGGGAUGGGGGGCGGCGGCAUGGGGGGGUUCCCCCGUUCCUUCAGCACAGGGAUGGGGGGAGGGAUGGGGGGGCAGAUGGUUGAGAAGCACCAGGACCCACCCAUGCUCCACGACCUCAGGGUGACCUUAGAAGAGGUGUUCUCGGGUUGCACUAAGAGAAUGAAGAUAUCCCACAAGCGGCUGAACGCAGACAGACGGACCACCCGGACGGAGGACAAGAUCCUGGAGGUGGAGAUAAAGAAGGGCUGGAAGGAGGGGACGAAGAUCACCUUCCCUAAAGAGGGGGAUGAGACGCCCACUAACAUCCCGGCAGACGUGGUGUUCGUGGUCAAGGAUAAGCCCCACCCAGUGUUCCGGCGAGAAGGCUCUGACAUCGUUUACCCCGCCAAGGUCUCCCUCAGAGAGGCUCUGUGCGGCUGCACGGUCAACGCCCCCACGCUGGACGGCAGGACAGUAACCGUGACGACCGGGGACGUGGUGCGUCCGGGGAUGAAACGACGUAUCACGGGGGAGGGGCUUCCUCACCCCAAGCGGCCCGAUCGCCGCGGUGACCUGCUGGUGGAGUACGAGGUGGUGUUUCCGGAGAGACUGAGUCAGAGUGCCAAGGAGACCAUCGCGCAGGUGCUUCCACCCUAGUCCUGAUACCUAUGAACUAUGAACUUCUUAAGGACAAAAUGGACGGCCGACGAACAGUGAAAAGCAACAAGUGGCUGUCCGCCCUAUCGCCUCUGACCAAAGAACAACGACCGCCACCAUUUUCUGGACAGGGGCCACCUGAUCCUAGAUCAGCAUUCCUGCACUCUAGAGCCAGAGACCAUCAAAUAAAUGUGGUUCUUUAGCAUCCUUUAGUAUGAGCCUCUUUAGCUUUACUUGAAAAUGGCCAUGUACAGGCUAGAGGCAUUGGUUUGUUAGCAGUGGUUCUCAAACCUCUCCUCUGGGACCCAGAGGAGAGGUUUGAAAUACCUAUUUUGGGGGAUUAGAUUUGUAUUUCUUGGUGGCAUUUCUUUGCAAAUGGCAUCUCUUCGUGUAUCUAUUCUAGGGGUUUAGGUAUCAUGGGUGGUUUUCAUGGUUUUGGUUAUUGGAUUCUGAUCAAAUCAAUAGAACGUAUUGGCACUGAUCAAUACCCAUAGUCUGAUAAUACCCAUAGUCAAUAGCCGUAGUCCCCACUGGUCCCCAUGACAACCAGAGGAUGUUCAGGAGCACUGAACUGUUGUCAGUGGUUUAGAACAGAAACAAUGCUACUUGAAUGCAUGGAAAUAUAAUCUAUAGAACGGACCUUCCCAUUCAAGUCAACGAUGAUUCUAUUUCUAUGCUUGAAUUUUCUUUACUUUUCCAAGAUGCCUACAAUAGUAAUAACAAUAAUAGGGUGGGGGGAAAUGUGAGUGAGAGGUGUGUGUGUGUGUGUGUGUGUGUGUGUGUGUUUUUGCAGCUAGUGUGUAUGAGUUAGCUAGCUAGGUGAACCUUUUUGUACAGAAAUUCAUGGAAUGUAUGACUUGCUGUAGGAUCUGGGCUUUGUAUUGUGCAACUGUUGGAUUGCGCACUAUCAUGAUAUAGGAUAUCUUAGUAUAGGAUGUUAGCACAGUAACCAUAGGAGAUAUAGGGUUUCAUGUUAUACCCAUAGCACUCCUCUUUACUCAAUAUUACACAGAAAAUCCACCUGUUGUUGCUGCAGAAAGUGAGAACUGUCCAAAAACUGCUUUUAAACUGUUUAUUGAGCAAAAAUAUCAACUUUUCCUUUAAAUUGUCUAUGCGAAAUGUUUCACAUUUUAUUGACAUGAAUGUAACCAAAGCACUUGUCCUCAUCAGGUUUUAGCCACGUCUUAAUGAAAUAAAACCCUUUCCUAACUGUC
Messenger RNA from Coregonus clupeaformis (lake whitefish), 2225 nucleotides. RefSeq names its product dnaJ homolog subfamily B member 1. NCBI's taxonomy places the organism in Eukaryota, Metazoa, Chordata, Actinopteri, Salmoniformes, Salmonidae. Gene Ontology annotation, molecular function: Hsp70 protein binding; transcription corepressor activity. The transcript is spliced from 3 exons. The record is from RefSeq and is a predicted model, not a curated record. Gene Ontology annotation, cellular component: cytosol. The annotation marks the transcript as partial.